GGCGCAUCGAGUUACGGGCCAUGCCGCGCUCCUCGGGCGUAGCUGUCUUAGCUUGCUUGCGCGUCGCGUGAACGCGUUUCAACUACCGGUGACGUGCUGCGCGAUGCAUCUGAGAUCGCGGAUCACGCUCCUGUCCUGAUCGAUCAUUCGAGCUGAGAUCGGAGGUGUUCAAGAUCAAGCAAGUGCCUGGAUCUGGUUCAACAGACGGCUAUGAAGACGGAAGUGGAAGACAUGGCGAGCGACGGCGUGUGCGAAGGCACUGGUCCGAAUCUCGCGGCAGGCGAGAACACCGGCGGCCUGAUAGGGCCGGAAAUGUCGCCAAGCGUGAUGGAGUGCGGCGGCUGUGGAGAACGCGUCCGCGAGCGCACUGUCCUCUGCGUCGGCGGUCGAACUUGGCACUCGCGGUGCUUGAGGUGCUGUGCUUGUGCCAGGCCUCUACACGACCAGCAUUCCUGCUUCCUCAAGGGCAUGAGACUCUACUGCAGGCACGACUACGCUCUGACUUUCGGAGCAAAAUGUGCCAAGUGUGGCCGAAGCGUGGGUGCUGGCGAUUGGGUAAGAAGAGCCAGGGAAAGGGUUUAUCACCUGGCCUGUUUCGCCUGUGACGCUUGUUCUCGUCAACUCUCCACUGGCGAGCAAUUCGCUCUCUUAGAUGCCAGACUGCUCUGCAAGGCUCACUAUCUCGACGUGGUGGAGGGAAACAAUACCUCGUCCUCGGAAGACUGCGACUCGGAACACGGUGGCAAGGGUAGCAAGACGAAGAGGGUGAGGACGACGUUCACGGAGGAGCAACUGUCGGUUUUGCAAGCGAACUUUCAAAUAGACAGCAAUCCCGAUGGCCAGGAUCUCGAGAGAAUUGCUCAUGUCACCGGUCUGAGCAAACGGGUCACGCAAGUUUGGUUUCAAAACUCCAGGGCCAGACAGAAGAAGCACAGUGGAAAGAUCAAAACGCAAAUGCAUCAUUCACCACCGAUACAACAUCAUCCCGGAGACUUGUAUUCUACCAGCGUAAAUAUGGUAGGUGCCUAUUUAGGAGGAUAUCAAGGUGGCAGUGCAGGAAGCGAGAGUCCUGGCAGUCCACUAACACCUCUCACUCCUUUAACACCGACCACACCCAAUCAUCUUCAAGCUCAAUUCUGUCAUCAAACAGGGUAACUCUGCCCGAGAACUCUCAUCAAAGUAUUCGUGAGAACGGCGAUUAUUACUAUUCUCGAGUUUCAAUUUAGUUCUUUGUCACAAUAUAGUUUCCAAUUGUUUGAAGAAAAAUCUCCAAUUAUGAAGGAAACAAAUUUUAGGAUUUCGAAAUUUUGUUAAGAAAGAUUUGUUUUUUUUUUUUUUUUUUUUUUUAAAUGGAAACGCUCUUUGAUUUCUAGACUAAAAGAUCUUCAAUAAUUGAGAUUUUUUUUUUUGUAGAUACCAAAAACGAAUU
Messenger RNA from Heterotrigona itama, 1429 nucleotides. The record is from the annotation of a GenBank genome assembly. Lineage: Eukaryota; Metazoa; Arthropoda; Insecta; Hymenoptera; Apidae.